CGUGCAUUGGUAUUCUAUUAUUGCUAGGUUUCUUGAUUGGGGACUCCUAGGAAACUCGCAGUCUACGGUUUGUUGACCACCAUACGGCCGACUGGGCAGAUAUGAAAGCUGCUACGAGGAGAAUAGCAUGGAGGAAGCCGUCAGCGACGACGCUGGCGGCGGCUCGUGGCCCACGGCGGGCAUUCUCGACGACGCCGCGCAGACUGGACACGUACGCCUUCAUUGGGUUGGGGCAGAUGGGCUACCAAAUGGCUCGCAACCUCGGCGCCAAGCUGCCGUCGUCUGACACGCUCCGGCUCUACGAUAUCAAUCGGUCGGUGGCGGUGAAGCUGGCGCAGGAGACUAGCACAGUACAGGGCCCGCUCGGGGCGACGACCGAGGUGUCAAGCAGCGCGCAUGAAGCGGCGCGAGAAGCGGUUCUACAGACAACCGUCAUUACCUGCCUGCCGGAACCAGAACACGUUCUGGCCACGUACAACAACAUCCUCACGGGCGCGCCGCCGCCAUCGUCGCCGAGACCCGAGACCCGCCUCUUCAUCGACUGCUCGACCAUUGAUCCCGCGACGUCGAACAAGGUAGCGGCGCAGACGGCGGCGGCGGCAGCUGCGGGGGCGUGGGACGGGCACUUUGUGGACGCGCCUAUGUCGGGCGGCGUGGUCGGGGCCACGGCGGGGACGCUGACAUUCAUGGUAGGGGCGUCUCAAGCCGUGUUCCUGGUGGCCGAGGCAGUGCUCCUGCGCAUGGGGGCGAGGGUGCUGCACUGCGGCGCGCAGGGGUCCGGGCUGGCAGCCAAGCUGGCCAACAACUACCUGCUCGCCGUGGAGAACAUCGCGACGGCCGAGGCCAUGCACUUUGGCGUGCGGUGGGGGCUGGACCCGCAGGUGCUCGCGCGCGUCAUCAACGUCAGCACGGGGCGGUGCUGGCCGAGCGAGGUGAACAACCCGGUGCCGGGCGUCGUGGCCGGGGCGCCCGCCAGCCGCGACUACAAGGGCGGCUUCGGUAUCGGGCUGAUGCGCAAGGACCUGCGCCUGGCCAUGCGCGCCGCCGACGAGAAGGGCGCCAGGCUGCCCUUGGCGGCUGAGACGUCGGGCGUGUACGAGGCGGCCGAGGCCGACGACCGCUGCAAGGGGCGCGACUUUUCGGUCGUCUACCGCUGGCUCAGCGACGAGGGGGCGGGGAAGGAGGAGUCGGGCUCGGGAGAAAAGUGAACAUGUCGCGGCAGCCUGCCUCGAAUGGUCAAUGGUCGGGUAACAGCAACGCAACAAACAGCAACAACACAAAAAUUGGGGGGAGAAGGCAGUCUUCUCACGGCAUCCGCCUGCGUGUAGCGGCCACCGCUACCGUGUUAGCUAGUAGUGCCCUAGUGAAGCUUCAGCCGUUGCGUGCCGCUAGGUGCAGAGGGCGAUGGCGUGCUCCAAUGUACAUGUACAUAAAACGAUGCAUGCAUAACAUAAUUAGGGCAUAAAGUUGACACGUGUGUCGCGGCUUGGUUCGUGCUCCACCUCGAGAACUUUACCAUUACCAUUUUGUACAGUAGGUCGAAGUCUAAUUCUGACCAGGAUUGACAUUCCAUCAACGCCUUUCUAC
This is a messenger RNA of Lasiosphaeria miniovina, 1587 nucleotides long. Its product is annotated as 6-phosphogluconate dehydrogenase. NCBI's taxonomy places the organism in Eukaryota, Fungi, Ascomycota, Sordariomycetes, Sordariales, Lasiosphaeriaceae. Gene Ontology annotation, biological process: L-valine catabolic process. Gene Ontology annotation, cellular component: mitochondrion. The transcript is spliced from 4 exons. The record is from RefSeq and is a predicted model, not a curated record. The coding region runs from base 102 to 1208 and encodes 368 amino acids. Gene Ontology annotation, molecular function: NAD binding; NADP binding; 3-hydroxyisobutyrate dehydrogenase activity.